UCCUCUUUCCCCACUCUCUGUCUCUCUCUCUCUCUUACUUCACAAUUUCUCAAUUGUCUCUCUGAAUUCCCUCUUCGAUUUUCUCUCUCUUUCUCUGCAUGGCCACUUGCAAGUCCAAAUUUCAAAAUUAGGGCUCAGGGGAAAUAUCACCGAUCGAUGCCCAAAAACCGCGUUUUGAGAUGUAAUUUCAGGGCUUUGAAGGGGUUAUCUUGACUGGAAUUUGAGUUAAUUGAACUGCUCCUUUUUUCUUUAAAAAAAAAAAAAAUUUAUUGUUAGUUGUAGAAUCGGUGUUAGGGUUUUGUUGCACAUGAAGGGUCCACUAGAUCGAACGAAGGUGGUGCUGCGGCACUUACCGCCGACGAUUUCUCAGUCAAACCUUGUCGAGCAUGUUGAUUCUCGCUUCGUUGGCCGCUACCUUUGGCUUGUGUUUCGCCCUGGGAAAUCCAGCCUGAAGCAUCCAAAAUAUUCUAGAGCUUACAUCGACUUUAAUAAACCAGAAGAUGUGAUUGAGUUUGCUGAGUUUUUCAAUGGUCAUGUUUUUGUCAACGAGAAAGGUUCUCAAUUUAAAACAAUUGUUGAGUAUGCUCCUUCCCAACGUGUUCCAAAGCAGUGGUCUAAGAAGGAUGGCCGUGAAGGCACUAUAUUGAAAGAUCCUGAAUAUUUGGAGUUCCUUGAAUUUCUUGCAAAGCCCAUAGAGAAUCUUCCCAGUGCAGAAAUACAAUUGGAGAGGAAGGAAGCAGAACGAGCAGGUGCUCCUAAGGAUGUCCCUAUAGUAACUCCUUUAAUGGACUAUGUUCGUCAGAGAAGAGCUGCAAAGGGUGGAGCUCGGAGAUCCAUGUUGAAUGGAAAGCAAGCUAGAAGGGCCAGUGGGGUAUCAUCAAGGAAUCCAAUCUCAGGUUCUUCAAAAAGAGGCUCUGAUAAGAGGAGGGCUUCUACUACCAUGUAUGUAUUAAGAGACAGCUCCAAGAUUGUAAGCAGCAUAGACAGCUCAAGCAAUUCUCUGGUUCCCAAACAAGAUGAUCAAUCGGUUUCAGCAGCCAUGUCACGUAAUGUAUCCUCGCCAGGGGAAAGUGGAUUCACUGAAAUUGGGAAGAAGAAAAUCCUGCUCCUGAAGGGAAAAGAAAAAGAAAUUUCUAACGUUUCUGGCGGUUCAUUUCUGCAGCAGAAUGCAGCAACUCCUGCUAAAACUUCACAGACUUCUGCUCUUCCAAAACUGAAUCAGCAACGUGAAGGCAGUGGAAGGAUCAUCAGGAGCAUUCUGCUUAACAGGGACACUCGUCAAAAUCAACCAUCAUCACGAUCUCAAUUAGAACUUCGUAUCCAGAGUUCUAACCAGGACAGGGAGAAAAAACCUCCUCGACCCCCUACUGUACAGUUAUCUCAGAAAGAUACAAAUGGGGCACCUGAGGAUAAGGUAGUUCCAAAUGACUUACCAGCUGUCCAUAUGGAGAAGCAGGAAAGACGAACAAGAAACAAGGAUAGGCCUGAUCGUGGUGUUUGGACCCCUCUUCGGCGGUCAGAUGGAUCACAUGGAAGUGAUGAUUCGUUAUCAUCCGCAUCCCAAGUGUUGGAUUCUGCAGAAGGAACUCAUGUAGAGAAGAAACAUGAAAUGCUGGUUGCCCGUGGUAGUGAAUACAGACCCAGUGGAAGCGGUCGUGGCAGUCAUUACUCUGUUGACAAUGGUUCUUAUAGGCAUGGGGGUCGCCGUGGCUCAGCCUAUAAUGUCAAGGAUGCUGAUGUCUCUUCAAAUGUGGAGGGAAAAUCUUUGAAAAGAGGUGCUUCUUCUGGCUAUGGUUCGCAUGAGAAACAAGUGUGGGUCCAAAAGUCGAGUUCUGGCACAUAGUCUUGUCGUAUAUGUGAAAUGCUUUGAACAGUUACCAUAUUGAAGCAUACAUCUGGAGUUGUCUUGCCUGAAAGAUAUCCUGCAUGAGCAGGUUUGUGGAGACGGACAAUGCGUGCUUGAAAGACUGUAGAGGCACGUAAGUUUUGCCUGAAUGCUACAGGUAUUGGUGUAUUUACUGCUUGGUGGAUGAAGAAACCAUGAUUCUAAGUUGAAGAUGGUCAGAGAUAUGAGCAAGAAGUUGAAAAAGUGAAUAUAGUCGGCUUAUAGCACCACCAUAUUUCAGGGUGUCCCUAUGAUUAGGGUUUAUACUAAUUGGCAGGCUAUUCGUCUCCAACUCUUGCCAUUGAUUGACUGGCCAUCAAGAUAUUAGCUUCUUAGAUGGAUGACUUCCUUUGCCGAACUGUAAAUACAAAUCUGGAAUGGUGUGUACUGCUACUGUCAGCUACUAUAUAUGUUUUGUCGAGCGGUCUGCAUCUGGCUCGCUGAAAUAUACAAAUUGUGUAGGCCCCGGAUAGCACCAGGGUCAACUGUAAUUGGGUUUGUUGAAGAAAGUGGCUCUAAGCUGCCGUCAGCCCUCUAGUUGUAAGUUUUUUAGGUGUAUGAUACUAAUUUGCGUGUACCUCGAAGCUUUUGAGGAAAUGCAAUUAGCUUUGACCUAUUAUGGUUGAUCUGAAUGAAAUAGAAUGAGCUUACAAUGACGCACUGCAUUGGUGGUUUUAA
This is a messenger RNA of Sesamum indicum (sesame), 2563 nucleotides long. The record is from RefSeq and is a predicted model, not a curated record. Lineage: Eukaryota; Viridiplantae; Streptophyta; Magnoliopsida; Lamiales; Pedaliaceae.